This is a messenger RNA of Talaromyces stipitatus ATCC 10500, 2085 nucleotides long. Its product is annotated as pogo transposable element, putative. Gene Ontology annotation, cellular component: nucleus. The coding region runs from base 1 to 2085 and encodes 694 amino acids. Gene Ontology annotation, molecular function: DNA binding. The record is from RefSeq and is a predicted model, not a curated record. The transcript has 2 exons. NCBI's taxonomy places the organism in Eukaryota, Fungi, Ascomycota, Eurotiomycetes, Eurotiales, Trichocomaceae.
AUGGCUUCAAUGGAGCUCGCACUUGCAGCAUUACGUUCAGCGGAUCCUGGAGAAAAGCCUAAUAUUAGUUUGGUUGCAAGAACAUACGGCGUUAGCCAAUCGGGCCUUUAUAAACGUUUUCACGGCGUUACAGGCUCAAAAGAAGAGCAAUACGACAAGCAACGAAUACUCACCACCACGCAAUCAAGAGCGCUUAUAAAAUGGAUAAAUCAACUCACCGAGCGAGGCCUGCCCCCUACAAAUUCAAUGUUAGCGAACUUUGCAAGAGAAAUAUCUGGUAAAGAGCCUGGGAAAAACUGGGCUUCACGCUGGCUCAAGGCUCAUUCGGAUAAGGUGAUUUCUCGCUAUUCAACGGGCCUUGAUUCGGAUAGAAAAAAGGCAGAUUCGGCAUAUAAAUAUGCUUUAUAUUUUGAGCUUAUUGGACGGAAAAUACAGCAAUAUAACCUCGGCCCAGAGCAAAUCUAUAAUAUGGAUGAGAAGGGCUUCAUGCUUGGAGUAAGCACAAAACGGAAAAGAAUCUUUACUCGGCGCAAAUAUGAGCAAGGGGGCUAUAAGCAGCAUCUUCAGGAUGGAAAUCGAGAAUGGAUUACAACAAUUGGUUGUAUCUGUGCCAAUGGAACUGCUUUAGCGCCUAGUCUUAUUUAUAUGGCAAAAUCGGGCUUUAUACAGGAUUCUUGGCUUCAAGAUUACGAUCCCCAAACACAGAGAUGCUUCUUUGCAGCCUCAGAGUCAGGGUGGACUAAUAAUGAUAUCGGAUAUCGCUGGUUGGUGGAUGUUUUUGAUAAAGAGACAAAAUCUCAAGCAAGCCGGGGAUGGCGCCUUCUUAUCCUCGAUGGGCAUGGAUCCCACGUUACAAUGAAGUUUAUUGAAUACUGCGACUCGAAUCGAAUUCUAUUAGCAAUCUUUCCGGCUCAUGCAACACAUACUUUACAGCCUCUUGAUGUCGCUCUUUUCUCGCCUCUUUCUAACGCUUAUACGAAGCAAUUGGAUGAUUUUAUAAGGGAUAGCCAAGGCUUCACCCGGCUCACUAAACGUGACUUUUUUCGCCUUUUUUGGGCUAGCUGGAAUGAGGUUUUUAUAAGCAAGAAUAUCAAUUCAGCAUUCAGAACGACUGGUCUAUAUCCCUUUGAUCCGGAGAUUGUUAUCAACAAAUUCAACAAGAAAAUCACCAGCCGGCCAUCCUCAAGCGAAUCCGGAGCUUCAAUUAUUCCUCCAGAAGAUUGGAGACGGCUUGAGAAGCUUGUUAAAACUGUUGUUAACAAUAUUUAUGAUGAAAAGGCUGUACAGCUUCGAGAAACGGUGUCACAUCUUUCUACUCAGCUUAUCUUGCUUCAAAAUGAGAAUCAAGGCCUGAAAAGAGCUCUCAUAAAUGCAAAGAAGCCUAAAAACAAGAAACAGCCUUUAUUACUAGGUUUACCAUCAGAACAAGAUGGUGGAGCGCUUUUUAUGAGCCCUACUAAGGUUCAGCAAGCUCGUGAUAUUAUUUCUCAAAAAAAUGACGAAGCCGCGCAGAAGCAGGCUCAUAAAGAUGAUAAAAAGCUUCAACAACAGCUUAAAAAGCAAGCUAGAGAGGCUGAAAAGGUUAAAAGAGCUCAAAUCCGACAAGAAAAACGCGAGCAGCGUGAGCAAGAGGCUGCGGAAAAGCAACGGCUUAAGGACGAGCAAGAAUUGGCUAAGCUAGCUGAUUUACAGCUUCAAAAUGAUGUUAUAUCAACUCCAAAGGCUUCAAAAAGGCCUACAAAGCAAAUUUCUAGGCAAGCAAAGCCAAGAGUGCAACCUGAGGCUCAUGUGGAGGAUAAUGAGGUGGUUGUUACUACAAACCGUAGGGGCCGCGCGAUACGGCCCCCUGCACGUAGGGUUAUUCCUCAGGCGGUGAGGGACGGUAGUCAUCACGUGACCUAUGAUCAUAUUCUUUACAAACACAUUACCAAGUUAGGGAGCCAGCUGCAGGAGGCUCAAGAUCAUCAAUACAGCGCUGAUACGGAUAACGUUGACGCCCUAGAAGACGAGUAUGAAAAUCUCAAAGAACAGCUGAAGCCUGAAGGAACACCGCUGUGCCAUGGUAGAGUUAAUCGAAGAACGUGA